UCCUAUCUUAAGAGGACAGUCUUCUGUGGACAGUUACGCCUGUACACUUUAAUAAACGUGCCACAACAUAAACAAAGAUGCACACAGCCUUUAUCAGUAUGAAACGAAUUGUUUGCAGUUUGCUAGACACUGAUGUGUCACGUAUGGCAAUGAUGUGUCCAAAGCAUUGCUGUGUUGUUGUUUUUUUUACGGAAUUUGGAAGAUGAAACUGAUUGCUCUUAAAUUGAAUAGAUGUCCUUCUACAUUAUGUUGUGAAAAAACGACACAUAUUACAUAUAUAUCACAAUAGCAUACUGCAUCUGCUUACACAAGUAUAUUGUGUACAUUUCUAAAAAAAAACAUUCCCUCCCGCUGGUUGGUCCGUACUUAAGGCACGACCUUCAAAAAUCACGUGUAAUAAUCGCGUAAAUUAUAAAAAUAAACAUUUUAUGCCCCAGAAGGGGUUGUCCGACUCACGGACAUUUGAAGAUACGAUGCCUCAUCUUAUUGGACAGAGGCUAUGCCUGCCUGAAAUUAGCAUAAAGGACGCAACUGGCAACCGAUCCACUGGGGAACAAGCUAGCCAUGCGUCACAGCUCUCUGUGAAUGGGGAAGAGGGGAAGAGAAAGAAAAAAUGAAACAUGUUAUCGACAACAUCCACUAACUAAUUUGUGCCAAUGGCAGCGAAACCAGUUGUGAUCUCAAAGAGACGCUUGGACACGCCACAGGUGACGGAAGACCUCCUAAUGCCUGCCCUCCGUGUUGCCAACUGAGAAGCAUCCAAGAAAAACUUCCCAGGAAUAAAGAUAGGCUCGGGGCCCCGAAUCGAAAAGAAACGUGCACGAUUCCACGACGUCACCUCUCAAAACCAUGAAGAGACCGUUGACGUUAAGGACCAAACGUGACGAGGACAGGGCGAUCGGGAAGCCGCUGGUGAAGUAACUGGAUGCAGCGGGGACACAGCAGGGCGAAAAAAGUUCUUGUCUUUCCCCACCCGAGUGACUGGAAGAGACAACAAAGAAAAGUCAGUGUUCAAACUAUGCGCUUUCUUUACUACUGACACAACAAGGUAGGAACCAUCAAUUCCCGUGUCGCUGUAAAUAAAAAGAUAGCACCAUGGAAUCGGAAGGAUCUACGGGGCUGGCGAAAUCUGCCGCCGUAAAACUGUCUGAGAUGGGAGAAAGAACUAAACAAUUGGGCACCGCUAUGCAAGACCCAAACCGACAGAGACGAAUUGUUUUAGUGAUUGUGUGUAUGGCGCUUUUGUUAGACAAUAUGCUCUACAUGGUUAUAGUGCCAAUAAUUCCAGAAUACCUGGCGGAACUGGAGAGUGAGCAGGAACAUGCUUUUGCAGCUUCUCAUUCAGUGAAUGCAUCAUUCAAAAGCAACAAAGACAAUUUAGACGUCCAAAUUGGAAUUUUGUUUGCAUCAAAGGCUAUCUUGCAGCUGCUUGUCAACCCCUUUACCGGAACUUUUAUAGACCGGGUGGGAUACGACAUUCCACUUUUAAUCGGACUCACGAUCAUGUUCCUCUCCACCUGCAUAUUCGCGAUGGCCGAGAAUUACGCGACCCUCUUCGCGGCACGCAGUCUACAAGGACUCGGAUCGGCUUUUGCCGACACCUCUGGAAUCGCAAUGAUUGCGGACAAGUACACCGAGGAAUCGGAGAGAAGUCGCGCGCUGGGCAUUGCCCUGGCGUUCAUUUCGUUCGGGAGCCUGGUUGCACCCCCCUUCGGCGGCAUCCUGUACGAGUUUGGCGGUAAACGAGUGCCAUUCAUAGUGCUCGCUUGCAUCUGCCUGGUCGACGGCGUCCUACUUUUGACUGUGAUUAAGCCUUUCUCGAACAGGAGUCGAGAGAACAUGCCCAUUGGCACCCCGAUCUACCGACUGAUGAUGGACCCAUACAUAGUCGUGGUGGCGGGCGCCCUGACCGUGUGCAACAUCCCCCUGGCCUUUUUGGAGCCGACCAUCGCCAACUGGAUGACUACCACCAUGCAAGCCAGCGAGUGGCAGGUGGGAAUGGCUUGGCUGCCAGCGUUUUUUCCUCAUGUCCUCGGGGUGUACAUCACUGUCAAAUUAGCAGCCAAGUAUCCCAACUUGCAGUGGUUUUACGGCGCUCUCGGCAUGGUCAUCAUAGGAGCGAGCUCCUGUAUUGUGCCAGCCUGCAAAAACUUUGGCCAGCUCAUGCUCCCCUUGUGCGGUAUCUGUUUCGGCAUCGCCCUGGUGGACACCGCGCUCCUGCCAACACUCGCCUUCCUCGUCGAUGUACGGCACGUCUCCGUGUAUGGCAGCGUGUACGCCAUCGCUGAUAUAUCCUACUCCAUCGCGUACGCGAUGGGCCCCAUAGUGGCCGGUCAGAUUGUGCACAACUUGGGCUUUGUGCAGCUGAACUUGGGCAUGGGACUGGUCAACGUGCUCUACGCGCCUGCUCUGCUCAUGCUCCGCCACGUGUGUCAGAUGAAGCCGUCCUACUCCGAGAGAAACGUCCUGCUGGAAGAUGGGCCGCAGGGACUCUAUGAUACCAUAAAGAUGGAGGAGAGAAAGAGAAAAAAGAAGGGACUUAGCUCCGCCGGUAACUGCGUCCCUAUUGAUGAAAACGGAAUGGACGCCUUUAGGGAACACAGGUCGUAUUCCGAGGAAUCAUCAGGUCCAGAAUAUAGUUAGAAAAAAAGAGGUCGUAGUUAGUCACAUUUUUUUUUUUAGAGAUUUUGUUUAUUUUAUUAUCUAGACUCUAUUUUACUUAAUUUAUGUGCAAUAUAUAAUUACCAAAUAAUGAUUGUCUCAUGCGUUUCGAAUAUGUUCAUCAUGAUGCUAUCAUUGCAACUUAAAAGACCAAGUCUACGAUGAAACGCUUUUUCCUAUAAUGGGUAUUGUGAAAGGUCUAUAUUCGACUGUGUGCACAUGUACUGUAUUGUAAAAAGGUAAAUAGAAACAUGUAUGUAAAAUAAUAUAUUUAAACUUCAGAGACGAAACCAUGAAAACCAAAUAUUGUACUUUAUAUUUCCAGGUGAACACAAAUAUUUGUUUACAACCACAUUAUCGACACUUCAUUGCAAGUUUUCAAUCAUCGUAAUGAUUUGGAGUGACUCAUUGUUUAUAGUCGUCUAGUUUGAACUGUUAAAUCACAUGUCUGCCACAAAUAGGCCUAUUUGUUGUAAAUAUGUAGGUAUCUGUAAAUUCAACUCUGCCUAUGUGGACUAGUGUAAAACUGAAUGUGUGUGUUUUGUGAUUCAGGUAGAACCAUAGACUUAUGUCAGAGGAGAGAAUGAACUAAAAUGUACUGAAAUGUGUACUGGUUGAAUAAACCUUCAUUCCAAUCGAAA
Messenger RNA from Clupea harengus (Atlantic herring), 3302 nucleotides. Its product is annotated as putative vesicular acetylcholine transporter-A. The record is from RefSeq and is a predicted model, not a curated record. Gene Ontology annotation, biological process: xenobiotic transport; chemical synaptic transmission; transmembrane transport. Lineage: Eukaryota; Metazoa; Chordata; Actinopteri; Clupeiformes; Clupeidae. Gene Ontology annotation, molecular function: acetylcholine transmembrane transporter activity; xenobiotic transmembrane transporter activity. Gene Ontology annotation, cellular component: terminal bouton; AP-2 adaptor complex; AP-1 adaptor complex.